UCUCCUGGUGAACUGACGGGACACCAAACCGUGCUCGUCUUGUUUGUCUUCAUGCUUGGCUGUGACGACGAGGUGGUUUUAGCGAGAUCUGUCGACGAAGCUGUUCGUCAAAAUUCUGAUUCGACGUAUCUUUAGAAUCGGUGCAGGAUUUUGCAUCCUCCAAAUCGACAGAGUGGGAUGAUUCAUCUGUUUUUUAAAAGCAGCGGUUUCGCCAUACUCCGUUUUAACCAAUCAGUAAAACGUUGAAGAUGUCUAGACUCUGACUCGACGAUUCUAGCAAUCUCUAGCAGUUCAAGCAGUUUCUAGAUCUUUCUAGAUCAAAAGCACGAAAGACGAUGGACUUUAGAUUUUGACAGUUUAUUUUUAUAUUUGCUACAAUAACAUAUAAAAUACUUACAAAAUGACAACUAACAAAAAGUGGCCCAACCGUAAAUUAAAAUGUGCGAGUCAAGCGGAAAUAUUGCGAUCUCAUCAACGAGAUGAUGAUUUUGUGAAACAACUGAGGGAGAAACUGACUGAGAUAUUGCAAAAUUUUGGAAUACACAGAACGUUGUUUCAAUCCGACAUUCCGCUUAAAUUAUUGUACUUUAUUUUUACAUCAGGCAUGGGUAAUCAGACAUUAGGCGAGGAGUAUACUGGUAUAGUACAAGCCAAUCUAGAAGCACGCAAAGUUCCAACACUAACUGUAAGAGUGUUAGCUGCAAUUUUGGAAUGCUUUGGAGAGAAAAUGCUGCUGAAAUUACUGGGACGUUUGCAAGUACAUGUGAAUCAUCCGCAUAGCGAGUUGACACCAAGAGCAACCGUGUUCUUGAAUAUUCUCUUGUCCAAGCUGCGAACAAUGAUACCUAUAAUUGUACUAUUUCACAAAGGAAUAUUUUACAUAUAUGGUAGAUACUAUAGUCUAGGUAAAAGAAUUGCUGGAUUAGAUUAUGCAAAGGUUUAUGGUCGUCGACCAGUGGAUACUAUCAGCUGGGGAUUGAGGUUACUGGGAGUUGCUACAUUAGUACAAUGUCUACUAAGAACUUGGCAGAGUAGUCAGAUGCAAGAUGAUACUAUUACAGAUGUAACUAAUGGAAAAUAUAUCAGUCACAACUGUCGAUUGUGCCUCGAAGCACCAGCAACAACUGCAACGUUAUGUGGUCAUUUGUUUUGCUGGAAUUGUCUUAGUGAGUGGUUACGCGUUAAGCCGCAAUGUCCGUUUUGUAGGGAAUAUGUGCCACCAUCAAGAAUUAUACAUGUGAUGAAUCUAUAACUUUUUGUGAUAAUGUGAUUUAUAUUCCUUGAAUGUAUAUACAAUGUAAAAACUUUGUAUCAUGUUGUUAUAAAUAAUUAAGUAUAUUUUUAAUAUAAACAAAUCAUAAUUU
Linepithema humile (Argentine ant) is the source of this 1364-nucleotide messenger RNA. NCBI's taxonomy places the organism in Eukaryota, Metazoa, Arthropoda, Insecta, Hymenoptera, Formicidae. The record is from RefSeq and is a predicted model, not a curated record.